Molecule: messenger RNA, 1392 nt
Organism: Chenopodium quinoa (quinoa)
Lineage: Eukaryota; Viridiplantae; Streptophyta; Magnoliopsida; Caryophyllales; Amaranthaceae
Product: protein FMP32, mitochondrial
Exons: 7
Coding region: 257-988 (243 amino acids)
Cellular component (GO): mitochondrion
Source: RefSeq, a predicted model, not a curated record
AAUUAAAAAAAAAAAAAAAGCGUACACGUUGUAACUGCCAUUGUUAGCUUUUUGUUUAAGAAAGGAAGAAAGAGUGAGAAAUGAAAUUAACGUUGUCAAGUCUCAAAAUCCUGAUAGCAAUAUUAUCCUCACAAAUUCCAACACAAUAAUAAUAGUUUGAGAUCUUAUUUUCCCAUCGUUUUGUUAGAGAAACAAAUUAGGGUUUAUUUUGAUUUUGGAAUUGGAAUUGGAAUUGAUUGAUUAUAUUUGUAUUGGAAUGGCGGCUGCAACAAUUUGCAGGCGAGUUCAUGAAUUAGGUACAAAUUCAUUGAUAAAAUCUAGGAAAUUUAGGGAUUUGUAUGGUCUGAACGCUAAUCGAUUAUAUUCAUCGUCUCCGCAUGAUCGACAUGGAAGUAGGUAUAUCGACGCUAAGUAUAUUUCUCAGCUAGUGACUUCUAAUGGCAGACGCUUGUUUCUCGUUGAUACUUUAGCACUUGUUAGGAAAUUAGAAGCUCAAGGUAUACCAUCCAAGCAAGCAGAGGUCAUUACAGCUGCAAUUACCGAGGUUUUGAAUGAUAGUCUGGAAAAUGUGGCUCAAUCUUUUAUGUCUAAGCCUGAGAUGCAAAGAUUUGAGAUGAUGCAAGAGGCUAACUUAGCUAAGUUCAAAUCUGAAGUACAGAGCUCGCAGGAACAUCAUUUUUCCCUGUUGCAGAGGGAGGCUGAGAAACUCCAGAGUGACAUAGAGAAGAUGCGUAGUGAAUUGAGGUAUGAGAUUGACAAAGUUACUGCUGGGCAGCGAUUGGAUUUGAAUCUUGAAAAAGGGAGGAUUCGGGAUGAAUUGGCAAAUCAAACUGCAGAAACAAAUAAUCUUACCAAUAAGCUUGAUAGGGAAAUUCAUGCGUUAAGGGCACAAGUGGAGGCCGCUAAAUAUGAUGUCAUCAAAUACUGCAUAGGUACCCUUGUUUCAAUCUCUGCUGUUGGCCUUGCUGUGGUGCGUAUCUUGUUAUGAUCAUGCUAUUUGUCACCCUUCUCAACCACAUAGCCCUAAUGUAAGUCUACAAAAGAUUAGCAUAACAGGUCGACUGCAACAGUUGUGAAUGUUUUUUUUCCACUCCUGUUGGGCUGAAGAAAUGGAAGAAAUAAAAGUGUAAAAUUAUUUUAGUGCAACCCAAUUUUUAGUGUUGGAUAAUUUGUAAUAGUGAUAUUCGUCAAUGCACCACCUGUUGUUCUACCUUGUACAAGUUGUACCUGUUUACUUAAGUUAGAGUGGUGACUUUAUACUUUGGCGACCACCUGCAUUUUAUAUGUAAUUCAAAAUUCCCUUGUGUAAACAUGAGAUUUUUGAUGGUUAGUAUUAAGAAAAUGUACCAGCUUUUUUAUUCAAGCGAUUCCUAGGAAAACACUUACAUAAUA